AUGGCCGGCCACCCUUCCCGGAGCGGUAGCAAGCACGCCUCUGCUGUCGGCAGGGCAGAAACUUCCUGGCCGUUGCACAAGGAUUAUGUCUCUCUCGCCACGCUCUCCAAGGCACAUCUAACGACUCCUCGUCGUCCUCCUCCUCCUCCUUGUCCCGGUGCAACGGCCUCGGGUGCUAGUGUGGCCUACUUUGAUGUCUCCGAGGCAAGACUUCUCAAGACCCUGAGGCCCAUUCAGGCCGAGAGUCUACCACAAGUCCCAGCCAAGGCGCCAACGCUCUACGGCAGGACCAGCCGCCCCUCUCUUUUCCUUCCUCCCCCCAUCCCGGCCAAAAUCGCGCGACGAUCAACCCUGCGGCCAGUUCCCUAG
Molecule: messenger RNA, 369 nt
Organism: Cryphonectria parasitica EP155
Lineage: Eukaryota; Fungi; Ascomycota; Sordariomycetes; Diaporthales; Cryphonectriaceae
Exons: 3
Coding region: 1-369 (122 amino acids)
Source: RefSeq, a predicted model, not a curated record